This is a messenger RNA of Schistocerca americana (American grasshopper), 1177 nucleotides long. Its product is annotated as oocyte zinc finger protein XlCOF26-like. Gene Ontology annotation, biological process: regulation of transcription by RNA polymerase II. The record is from RefSeq and is a predicted model, not a curated record. The coding region runs from base 251 to 1045 and encodes 264 amino acids. Lineage: Eukaryota; Metazoa; Arthropoda; Insecta; Orthoptera; Acrididae. Gene Ontology annotation, molecular function: chromatin insulator sequence binding. Gene Ontology annotation, cellular component: chromosome. The transcript is spliced from 7 exons.
AAAUAAAGUGAGCGGAGGUUUCCGAAGACGCUCAAGAUGAUUUGAAGCUUAGGCGGAUAAAUGCAAGAUUUGUUGUGAACAUCCUGAAGAUAGCAACAAUUGCUUUGUUCAGCAGAGAGAGUCCUGCCAGUGCAUGGUUCAGUAACACAGGAAGCACAGCAGUGUGGCACAGUUCUGCAUCAAGUGAUGAAUGACUUGUGGCUGCCUGAGACAUUAAUGACAAGCAGCUCUGUGUCUGGAGUUUACUCUGAUGUAUUCGACUACAACUCAAAGAGUGUCUGAGUCACACCUUUGGGAUGAUGCUUCAUAUGCAGAGGAGUCAAUGCUAGCCACAUGUCAAUCAUCUGCUAGUAUAAACUGGAGAACUCCUUCAGGGUGCAAAGAAGCAACUGUGUCUCCGCUGUUAUCAAGAGAAACAUUAUCUUCACUAGCAAAUGAGCAGCAUUUGCAUCCUUGCACAUUAUGUGGGAAAAUUUACAAAAGAAAAGAUAGUUUGAAACGUCAUCAAACGUAUGAGUGUGGUAAACCACCACAGUUCCAGUGCCCUUUUUGUAUAAUGAAAUGCCACCAGAAAUUCAAUGUUGUUGCACAUGUUAGAGCACGCCAUGGGCAUCGUGACUUCAGUAGUGCUGAAUGGUUUACAUGGCCUGGUGGAUCACAGGCUGCUCCAGUUGACAAGAAAGGGCCAUUCACAUGUCCAGUUUGUCUUCGAAUUUACCGUCGCUCACGUUCUCUAUGGCGCCAUCAACGUUAUGAGUGUAGUACUGAAUGGCGUUCUUGGCCUGGGGCAUCACUGUCUUCAGAACUUGACAAGGAUGGACCAUUCCCAUGCCCAGCAUGCCAAAGAAUUUACCGCCGACGGAGAUCACUGUGGCGUCAUCAACGUUAUGAGUGUAACAAGCCAGCCCAGUUUCAUUGCCCUUUCUGUUCUUAUAGUGCUAAACAGAAAUGUAGUGUAAAACUUCAUGUUAGUAAGAAGCACAGCAUACCUGAUGAAAAUGCUUUCCGUAUAAAUUACAUACAAGACUCUUUGGAUGAUAUGUAAUAUAAAAUAAUUCUAUUUUGUAACUUAAAAAUCAAAUCUUUAGAAUAUUCUAUCACAUAAUUGUAAAAAUGCUACUAACUACGAAUUUGUGUAAGAAAAUUUGUUGGCCAUGAGUUAUUACUUUGAAAUAAG